AUGAAUCAGUCUAUGAAUCUCAUCAAUGAUGAUCUCUCUGCUGACCCCUGCGACAACUACACUGUGCUGGACAACGCUUGGAGAGACAUCAAUUAUAAUUCCUCCACUUCCCUCCGCAAGUGUGACGCAUAUGUCAAGUGGGUCGGCUGGUAUCGGCUAUACCUUAAUGGCCAAAAUGCUCGAAUGUCAGAAACAUGUGUUAUUAACUAUAAGUGUGGUACUACCUACCCACUGUGGCUAAGAGGUGGACACCCAAAACCUGAGGAUGGAGUGGUCACCAGACAUGUUUGUGGUCGUGCGGGCGGUUACUGCUGCUAUUUUCAGUCAUAUCCUAUUAGAGUCAAAGCCUGCACAGGUGGUUAUUAUAUCUAUGAGUUUGUUAAACCAACUGUAUGCAAUAUGGCAUACUGUGCAGAUGUUAGCAGUGUCAACUCCAUGAACACAACAAUCAGUUCAACAGAUCCCUGCAACAACUACACUGUGCUGAACGAUUCCAGAAGAUCCACCAAGUAUUAUUCUUCCUCCUUCAUGUGUGACAGAAAUGUCAGUUGGGUCGGCUGGUAUCGACUUUACCUUAAUGGCCAGAGUACUCGAAUGCCAGAAACAUGUGUUGCUGUGAAUAGAUGUGGUACUCAAAUCCCAAUGUGGCUAAGCGAUGAACACCCAAAACCAGAGGAUGGAGUGGUCACCAGAUAUGUUUGUGGUCAUAAAAACAAUUACUGCUGCCAAGAGUCAUUAAAUCCAAUCAGAGUCAAAGCCUGCACAGGCGGUUAUAAUGUCUAUGAGUUUGUUACACCAACUAAGUGCAAUAUGGCAUACUGUGCAGAUGAUCUCUCUACUGACCCCUGCUACAACUACACUGUGCUGGACAAUGCUUGGAGAAGCACAAACUAUUCCACCAAUUCUUCCUCCACCAAGUGUGACAGAAAUGUUAACUGGGUCGGCUGGUAUCGGCUUUACCUUUAUGGUCAGAACGUUCGAAUGCCAGAAACAUGUGUUGAAAAACAUAGGUGUAGUACUGAUAUCCCACUUUGGCUAAGUGGUGGACACCCAAAACCUGAGGAUGGAGUGGUCACCAGACAUGUUUGUGGUCACUUGAGGAAUUACUGCUGCCAUUAUGAGUCAUUUCCCAUUAGAGUCAAAGCCUGCACAGGCGGUUAUUAUGUCUAUGAGUUUGUUAGACCAACUGUAUGCAGUGCUACAUACUGUGCAGAUGUUGACAGCAUGAACAAAACCUACAUAAGUGUCACGCCAGCGAUCACCACAUCUGGUGUUAAGAACGCUAUUACCACUUAUACAACUGUCACACCAGCGAUCACCGCAUCUGGUGUUAAGAACGCUAUUACCACUUAUACAACUGUCACACCAGCAAUCACCACAUCUGGUGUUAAGAGCGCUAUUACCACUUAUACAACUGUCACACCAGCGAUCACCACAUCUGGUGUUAAGAGCGCUAUUACCAAUUAUACAACUGUCACACCAGCGAUCACCACAUCUGGUGUUAAGAGCGCUAUUACCAAUUAUACAACUGUCACACCAGCGAUCACCACAUCUGGUGUUAAGAGCGCUAUUACCACUUAUACAACUGUCACACCAGCGAUCACCACAUCUGGUGUUAAGAGCGCAAAUACCACUUAUACAACUGUCACACCAGCAAUCACCACAUCUGGUAAUGUAAAGUGCUGUUUCCUCCAUUAA
Misgurnus anguillicaudatus (oriental weatherfish) is the source of this 1698-nucleotide messenger RNA. NCBI's taxonomy places the organism in Eukaryota, Metazoa, Chordata, Actinopteri, Cypriniformes, Cobitidae. The record is from RefSeq and is a predicted model, not a curated record.